AGCUCCGACCCAGAGUACCGUUCCAGUUGGAAUGGUGCCUCAUUUACAAAAGGAUGUCCAGAAAAUAAGUAUCGUGGAUCAUUGCUUGGUAGGUCUGUAUCAUACGUAUAGAAGACUGUUAAAUCCUCCUGUCUGUAAGAAUCGGUGGCUCACCACUCAGACAUAACCUUUCACUUGCAUUGACUUUCUCCUUGGCACCAGACGUUGCUAGGAAAGGAAAUCACAUUGAUCAGACGCCUAUUGAUAUGCGUGACAGCGUGGGGUUCUGCUUCUGCUUCUACACCCACUUCGAAUCCACCUGCUCUGAAAGACUGCAUGCCUACCUGGACAAUCAUCUCACCGUGCGAGAAAGACUAUGAUCAUCCAAUGCGCAUGAACAUAUUUCGGGUCAUGAAAACGGUCUACCGUAUAUUGGACCCACCAAAUGAGCCGUCGGCAGUUGACGAAGGAAAACACAUCGCAACCCUCGGAUACACAGUGUCACAAGAAAUGCCAGGACCUCCUGACCUAUCAAGUCUUGUCAUCCAUUUCCGUCUCUCUACAAAGAUUGUUACGCACUUUGUUGUCGCGUUCUGUGACCUGCAGAUCGUAGACACGGUACAAAACAUGUGCAUCCCCGUCCCAUGCGAACUUACGUCGGUCAUGGCAGACAUCUAUGAGUUCGUAGUCGCGAGGUCGGCCUCCUGUCGUGGGUUGAACUCAGUGGAGGAGUGUGACCUUGCACGCAGGAUAUGGAAACAGCUGCAAGCGGAGAAGUACCAUAAACGCCUUUUACAGCAAGAAGUUGUUAGUGACAUAGACAUCACCUGUUUACGACCAGGUUCUCCGCGGUGUUCUAUAUGCGACUCCAAUCUUAUCCACUGCAACAGCUGUCAGGUUGCAUCGUGCGAGUCGGAUGAUUGCCCGGGGUCUUCUGAACCCCCGCUCGCGCAGUGCGGCAGACAUCAGAAGGAGGUGUUGUGUUUCCCAUGCCUUGAAGAGCAGGGGUACGAGGCGGAGCUAGAAAGGUGUCCUGGGUGUAAAUCGUGGUGUUGCACGAGGGAUAUGUCAUCGUGUAGCGGUCAUCCCAUCGGCAUUCAGCUUAUUCCUAACUCACCCGGCAGCAAGUCCGUACUUCCUGACCUGAUCGUCGCAUAUGCCCAAUCUGCACGUGAUCACCCUCCGAAGCGCGGUUCCUGUAUGGAAUGCGAGCUGCCCGGGUGGCGGAGCUGUAACAGUACGCUAUGUUGGUCUCAAACGAUCUGCCCAGAGUGCGCAAGCGUUGGUGCGACGUGUCUGUGUCAGGAAGUAUGGGCAUGCGACCUCUGCGCAGAGCAUAUUCCAGGGGUCUUCAUUCGUUGUCCGCGCUGCAACCGGCCGUUCUGCUGCUCUUGCUCUUAUAUCGAUGAAUGUCCAAGAGUGCCACCGCACGAACCUCUGCUAUGACUGCGCCGAAGAAGAGUCAGAUGUGGACGACGGGGUGAUGGUGGAAUUUCCUAGAUUUGUCGCGUCAUGCGGAAGUUGUCAAGCGAAGGU
Messenger RNA from Suillus subalutaceus, 1515 nucleotides. RefSeq lists its product as uncharacterized. The transcript is spliced from 2 exons. The record is from RefSeq and is a predicted model, not a curated record. Bases 316 to 1425 code for a protein of 369 amino acids. NCBI's taxonomy places the organism in Eukaryota, Fungi, Basidiomycota, Agaricomycetes, Boletales, Suillaceae.